Molecule: messenger RNA, 799 nt
Organism: Sorex fumeus (smoky shrew)
Lineage: Eukaryota; Metazoa; Chordata; Mammalia; Eulipotyphla; Soricidae
Gene: RNF7
Product: ring finger protein 7
Exons: 3
Coding region: 92-436 (114 amino acids)
Biological process (GO): protein ubiquitination; ubiquitin-dependent protein catabolic process
Cellular component (GO): nucleus; Cul5-RING ubiquitin ligase complex
Molecular function (GO): cullin family protein binding; zinc ion binding; ubiquitin protein ligase activity
Source: RefSeq, a predicted model, not a curated record
CCGGCAGGCGGCGCUGGGGGCCGGCGGGCGGCGUCCGGGAGCCGCCGCCAUCGCCGCGCAACGUCCGGGCCGGCCGCUGGGCGCCGCCGCCAUGGCCGACGCGGAGGACGGCGACGAGCCGUGCGCCCUGCUGGCGUCUCACGCGGCCGGCGCGGGCGCCAAGGCGGCCGGCGACAAGAUGUUCUCGCUCAAGAAGUGGAACGCCGUGGCCAUGUGGAGCUGGGACGUGGAGUGCGAUACGUGCGCCAUCUGCCGGGUGCAGGUGAUGGAUGCCUGUCUUAGAUGUCAAGCUGAAAACAAACAAGAGGAUUGUGUUGUGGUCUGGGGAGAAUGCAAUCACUCCUUCCACAACUGCUGCAUGUCCCUGUGGGUGAAGCAGAACAACCGUUGCCCCCUCUGCCAGCAGGACUGGGUGGUCCAGAGAAUCGGCAAAUGAACCAGCAAGAGCCUUUCAGGGUGCAGCUGUCGGGACCCCCCGGGGGAUGCCGGCAGCAGAUGGCACUGCAGAGGGUCUACGGCGCCCGCCGGGUCUGCACCUCUGGCCCGCCGGGCUCGCAGAGGCCCGCCUGGAUCCUCGUUUUGUCGGUUCUAUUUUUUAGAAAGUCUCCACAAUUAAGAUGAUAAUUUAUUACAGAUGAUCUUCCCUACCUCUGUGCCAUGUGGCGCGUGCGGCCUCGUGUGGCCACCGGCUCUCCCGGGACCCCGGGCGCGUGAUAGCAGCGCCGGGCACAAGAGAACAUCUGCAUGCGCUGGUUGAUCGGUUUUUAAAAAGACAAUGUGACGGUAACCAAUAAAGUGC